ACGCUGAUGACGUUAGUGCAGCUUCAAAACCAAGAUUAAGCGAAGGAAGAAGCGCUAUCACGAAUGCACUGUAUCGCUAUAUGUUACGCAAGAGAGACGCUGAAGAGGCUGGUGACAGAUUUGGACGUCUACUGCUACUCGGCACGGUGUUAGCAACAAUGGCCGUGGAGAGAUGGAAGGAACGCCCAAAUCGAGGACUCACGGCGUAUCGCAGUUCACUAUUUGUCAAUCCGAUUAAAAAACUCGCACAACAACAGCUCAGCAAGGAGCGUCCGUACCGUAUAAAUAGCCAUCUUCUUCGCCAAAUUAUCGACAAAAAGCUCUUUGAGUUAAUCGUUGAUAUUUUCGCAACCUUUGCGGGUGACGCCCUGAAGCUGUCUGCCAGACGCCAUGUGUCUCCAAUCCAGUUUCGCCCCAUUAACCCACCAGAUCGAUCUGGCUAUAGGAGAC
Messenger RNA from Ostertagia ostertagi, 450 nucleotides. The record is from the annotation of a GenBank genome assembly. NCBI's taxonomy places the organism in Eukaryota, Metazoa, Nematoda, Chromadorea, Rhabditida, Trichostrongylidae.